Molecule: messenger RNA, 156 nt
Organism: Alternaria burnsii
Lineage: Eukaryota; Fungi; Ascomycota; Dothideomycetes; Pleosporales; Pleosporaceae
Exons: 1
Coding region: 1-156 (51 amino acids)
Source: RefSeq, a predicted model, not a curated record
AUGAGUGGAAGGCAGAUCUCUGUGUGUGUGUUGGCGGGGAGACGUGUACUAUUACGAUUGAACAGAAUCCAGAACCUCCAAAAACCAUGUGUAAGCAACUGUGACUCGAGGAAUAAUGAUGAACAUGAAACAAAUGCAGUCGCACGCAGUGGGUAG